Messenger RNA from Mucor mucedo, 998 nucleotides. RefSeq lists its product as uncharacterized. Lineage: Eukaryota; Fungi; Mucoromycota; Mucoromycetes; Mucorales; Mucoraceae. The transcript is spliced from 3 exons. The coding region runs from base 71 to 961 and encodes 296 amino acids. The record is from RefSeq and is a predicted model, not a curated record.
UUCUUUUUUUUUUGUCUUUCUUUUGCUUUCCUCCUUUUUUAUUCAAAAUUCUAAAUUAUCCCCCACAAACAUGGCUACACUAGUUUCACUAGUAUUAAAUAACGCCGAUAGAUUACCUAUAGUAGGGUCACCUAUCGGUCAAGCAACAACAUGGUAUCGUCGAAGAAGUAAUAGCAACGAAGCCAUUUGCGAAAUCCCACCUCCACCUUAUGAGAAGGAACCAGUCCAUUCGCGGCUUACCCAAAUUUCAGAUUAUGUUUGGAAAAGAGCCAGUUUUAGUAGUGGUACACAACCACAAGAAAUAGUUCCCAUACCAACAGUAACAUCUGAGCAAAUUUUGGAUAAAAAACAGGUGGAUGAAGGCAUAUCACUCUUACAAAUGGCAUCACACAUGAAUCAAGACAUCACAGGAAAACAUAAUCAAAUGUCGAUUGAUUUAUACAUGAUGGGAUUAGACAAAAUAUUGGCUUCGAUUCCAAUUAAUUCUGAUCCAAGCGUGAAAGCAACCCUUGAAAACAAGCUUUCUGAAUUUAAGAAGAGAAACGGGCUUGUUUUAAACGAAGAAAAUGAAAACAAGAAAAGAAAACUAACAGAAGGAGAACAAAAAGAAGCACUCGGAGGUCUUUCUGAUCUAGUAAUUCAUGCCGCAGUCCUUGGUGCAAUUGCCUUAAAGAAAAGUUCCCUUCCUGGAAUUUUUUCUAGGGCAUUUCAGUUAACCAAGGAUGGUUUGUUAAAAAUUGAUGAAACAUGCUCUAUUCGCGAAAGAACCUUAAACUUAACAUCUGUCGGCCUUUCGAAAGCGUUGGAGUUAGACAAACAUUAUGAAGUCCAUCAGUUCUUUGCAGAGAUUUUUUAUACUGGAUGCACAGCCGUAUUAAAAGCAAGCAUUGCUUAUGCAGAGCAAAGUGAUCUUACAACAACUGCUGCUGCUGCUGCUGCUGCCGAUGAUGCUACUAUUUAAAACUCACAUCAUGUGUUAUAAAAAAAGAAAGGUCACC